Hydra vulgaris (swiftwater hydra) is the source of this 4796-nucleotide messenger RNA. Its product is annotated as protein sidekick-1. Gene Ontology annotation, cellular component: external side of plasma membrane; signaling receptor complex. NCBI's taxonomy places the organism in Eukaryota, Metazoa, Cnidaria, Hydrozoa, Anthoathecata, Hydridae. Gene Ontology annotation, molecular function: alpha-L-arabinofuranosidase activity; cytokine binding; cytokine receptor activity. Gene Ontology annotation, biological process: L-arabinose metabolic process; cytokine-mediated signaling pathway. The record is from RefSeq and is a predicted model, not a curated record.
UUCAUCAAAUUGUGAAACUAAAAUACUUUUAAUAGAAAUAAAAACUAAAACUAGAUGAUUGUUGAAAUGAUGAUGAAAUUAUAAUGUAAAUUUUAUUUUAUUACCACAUUUUAUGAUAUUUACACAAUAGAAAUAUAACAGGCUGUAUAAUCUUUGGUCUCAGUCCUCUCAAGCAAAGUCGGAUUUACUAAAGGGCUUUUUGGGUCGAAGCCUCUGGGCCCCGCAUAUUUGCUAACUGAAAAGCAAGGAAAGCACAUCACUCUUUUAAAUUUGACAAGCUGACAAUUUUCCUACCCACAUGGUUUUAAAAGCAAUAUGUUUUGUUGUUUGUUGCUUUAGUUCCAUAAGAGGUAUUACUUACUAUAUUGAACCUAUUAUUCUUCCUAAUUGCUAUUUGGAUUUCAGAACAUCUGAUUAUAAAAUAAUAAGUAAUUGCAAUUAUGGUGCCAAAUUUUUGCUUGUUGAUGGGAUAAGUCAUGAUCAAGGUUCAAUUUCAUUUCAAUCUGCAGAUGACAAUAGCUCAUAUAUUCGUCAUACUGGUUAUAUUGCUUAUCUACACAAGUUUUCUACAUUUACAGAAAUACCUCGCGAUGGAUCAUUUUAUAUUCGUCAAAGUAAUGAUAGUUCGUAUAUUAUGAUUGAGUCUACCAAUUUUCAAUCAUACUUUCUUCAAGAACAAAAUUCUAUAUUUGCAAUUGCAACAAAUUUGUCACCAGCUCCAUAUUUUAAACUUCUUGUUUAUGGCUUGAACAUCACAGUGAUAGAAAUACUUAGUCAUGUGGGAUAUUCAAUCAAGGUCUACUUUAAUCUGAUCUGGAAUGUUUCAAAAGACUAUGUAGUUAAUUAUUUAGAUUCAUACAAUAGAGAAAUUUCUACUCUCGCUACAAAUGGUUCCGCUGUUAUUGACAGUCUUCAAAAUGGUAGUGUUUACUCUUUUUUUGUGGGUGUAAAAAAUGAGUUUGGUUUUUAUGUGUAUGGAAAGCAUUUUAACUAUCAAGCGAAUGAAAAUUAUUUGAUGAUUGAAAGAGUUGAAAGCAUUAAUAGAUCUUCAGUUAUUGUUACCAUUAAUUCAGAUAUUCUAGCAUGGAAUUUAACAACAUACUUUGUAAUUAAAUGCAAAGAUCCAUAUGACACAAUAAAAAAAUAUAAUGUCGUAAAUUACAAAUCUGUUAUUUCUUCACUUCAAAGUUUCACUGUUUACAAAUUUUCUGCAGGUGUACUGAAUGAAUUAGGUUUGUUUGUAUAUGGACGAGUGUUUUCCUAUCAAACUGAUGAAGAUGUUCCCACUGGUUUCCCCCUUAAUUUUACUGUUGUAACAGUCAAUUUUACAGCUUUGUUUUUAUCAUGGGAUAAUGUUGAGUAUUCAAAGCAAAAAGGAUUUAUAAUAAUGUUUGUUUAUUCCUGUAAUAAUACUGAUGUUACUAUUUCAAACAAUGUUGGCAAUACUACAUUUAAUGUUACCGUAAGUAAUCUUAAUCCAGAUACAUAUUAUAAUUGUUGUGUUGCAGCAUGUACUAAAGUUGGUUGCGGUUUGGAAUCUUGUGUAUUUGAUAACAAUUUAGUGGGAAUUCCAAGUGGACCUCCUCUCAAUUUCGCAGUUAAACCUGUCAAUUUUUCAUCUUUACUGUUGUCAUGGGAUAAAGUUGAAUAUUCAAAGACAAAUGGAACUAUUGUUGCUUAUAAAUACUCAUGUGACAAUAAAUUAAAUUAUUGGCACACAGUUGACAAUAAUACAUUUUAUGCAAUAGUGACCAACCUGAAUUUCAAUUCAAUAUAUAAUUGUACAAUUACUGCAUGCACUAAAAUUGGUUGUGGUGUUCAAAUAUCUAUGCUUAAUACAACGUUAGAUGGAUUACCACAAGAGAGUGCAGAAAUUACUUAUAUUGGUUACAUUAAUUCUUCGGCAAUCAAUAUCAUUUGGAAUGAUAUCUCGGUGUUAAAGUGGGGGAUACAUAACAGUCAAUCAUUUUGCUUAGAUAUUGAAAACAGCUCACAGAUAGUAAAAACAGAAUGCAUUGAAUACAGCUACAUGAUUGGAAACUACAAAGUCAACAUUAAUGGGCUUAAUCCUUAUACAAACUAUACAGUGUUGGUAUAUUGCAAAAAUAAAGCUGGAAUUGGUAUAAAGGAAAACCACAAAAAAAAAUCAGUUUUAACAGAUGAAUUGCCACCAUCCGUUCCACCUAAAAUAAUAUCAGUUUUUUCAACCAAUACAAACAGCAUAUUAUUACAAUGGAAACCUCCCGAUCCAAAUGAGUAUUAUGGUGUUUUAAAAGGUUAUAGUAUUUUAGUAAAAGCUGUAUAUUCAGAAUCAGAUUUUAAAGUUCAAAGUAAAAGAAAUAGACGUAAUCUUGACAUGCAAAUAUAUAAUGGAAGCUUGCUUUUAGAAUGGUCAACAACAAGUGAUCCUAAUACAACAUACUUCGACAUUGAAAAUUUGUAUGGAAAUAUGAUUUAUAUAGUAAGCAUAUCUGCUAACACAAAAUAUCAAGGACUAUUUAGCUCUGGAAUUAAGGUUAAAACAAAAGAUGGAGUGCCUCUAGUUUCUGCUGUCAACCUUCGAUGCGGUAAAAUAACCUUUUAUUCAAUUACUGUAUAUUGGGACUCAGCUCCUCCUGGGUAUCUUCAAGGUGUACUUACAAGUUAUAAUAUAGCUUUUAAAAAAAUUGUAAAUGACAAGUUUAAAAAUGAUUCAUUACCUGCAAAUGCUGCUAGCUACACUGUAAUCAAAACUGAUGCAUUCACUGAAUAUAUCAUAAUAUUGACAGCUUUAACUAGAGUAGGUAGAGGAAUGGAGUUGCAAGUAAAAUGUAAAACUGAUGAAGCCGUGCCUAGAAAAGCCCCAACUGGAUUGAAUGCUACAUCAUUUUAUUAUCCAGAUAAAACUUAUGUUUUAUGGAAUCACAUACAUCAAGUAGAUUGGCAGGGAAAACCUUUGGGUUAUAUAAUAGCAUACAAACUUCUUAAUCAAGGAGACGUAGACAUUGUUAAUCAAUCUUGGAUAAUGUUUAAUUCAACUUAUGCUGAACAAUCAGUUCAACUUUAUGACCUACUAGUAUAUUCUCGGUAUUCUCUAAAAAUAGCUGGUUACAAUAGGAAAGGCAUUGGACCAUAUAGUAGUAUAAUUACAUUUGAUACAUGUCAUAUCUUUGAUCCUGUCAUUGAAAUUGUUUACAUUUCAAUACCACCAUUUGCAAGUUCAAGUAUUACUUCACCACACCGACCAGUUGGUGUAAUGAUAGCAUCAACAGAACAAUCAUUGUUACAAUGUGCUGGAGCUUGUUCAUCAUUUUCAAAAAAUAUUUCAUUUGUUUAUAAAGAGGUUAAAAUGAAUAGUUUAGAGUUUGUCAAGUUGAAUUCAACAGCAAUAAAAUUACCUGUGACAGUGCCUUUACAAGUUCUUGAUAGUUCGUAUUCCUCAACUCUGCAGCUUCCAGGUAUUGUAUUUGUAUCAAUUCAAAGCAGUAUACGUGUUCAAUUAAAAGAAAAUGAACAAUUAGUUUUUGGAAAUAUUUACAUUGCUUUGGGAACAUUUGGAAUCUAUAUUUUGUUGAAUUGUUUGUUUGGCGUCAUUUUGUUUUAUUGUCAACAUGAAAGUUCAACAAGACAAAGAAAAAGUCAAUGUUUUACUUUGAGUGGUAUAUUUGAAGAAAUUUACUUCUCUAUUAUUACAAUUACUACUGUUGGUUUUGGGGACAAAACUCCUUCAUCAUUUUGUGGCAGAACGUUAUUAAUAAUUUGGACAUUUAUGGGUGUUGUCUUAACUUCAAUAUGUGUGGGCAAUUUAAUUUCAGCCUUGACUGUUAAUGUUGUUAGUACAACCAUCUACUCAUAUCCAAAUGAUAAUGUUAUUGCAAAGUUAGGGUCACCUGAGUAUUUAUGGGCAAGUAAGAUUUCAUUGAUAAAGCUUGUUAAAGAUAAGAACUUUUCAAGUCAUUCAGACGUUAUUGAUGCGCUAAAAGCAGGCGAAGCAAGUUAUGCUAUCUUUGAUCAAUACACAAUUGAAGCUUACAAAGAUGUUUUAAAGAAAUAUGAUAUGAAAAUUGUAAAAGCUUUGAAAACUGACAACUCUUAUUAUGGAGUGUCACUAGGUGGAAACUAUACUGUACUUCAAUCUUGUAUUAAACAUUUAUUAAAAAAUAACUCUGCUAUGGUUGAUUUUGCAAUUUACGAUUUAAAAAUGGAUGCUAUGAAACAAAAUAAUACUAGUCAUUUGACUUUGGCUAAUAAGAAAGUUCAACUUUUCAGCAUUCAAUCGCCAAUCUUUCAGAGUAUGUUAUAUGGUAUGACAAUUACUCUAAUGAUUCUUUUGAUAGCUGGUGGUAUAUUCGAAGUUUUUAGAAUCAAAAGAACUAAGAAAGUUCAAGUUGCAACUGAUUUAGAUAAAAAACUCGAAUACUUUCAAAAAAUGACAAACCUUUCCCAAGAAUAUUUAACUGAGUUUCAAAAUAUGAUUGAUAGGUUGCAGAUAAAAACUGAUCAACUUCUUUAUAAGCACGCCGAACAGAGAUUGAAAUUAAGAAAUAGGUUUUCAAAGUUAUACGGAAUAAACUUUAAAUAUGUAAACUUGAACGAUCUAGGUGUAUCUCUUGAACAAAUUGCCGAGUUCAGAGAAGAAAUAAAGCGUCGUCCGAAGAAGACCUGUUGGGAAAGAUUUUCAGAAUACGUGGCAAAAAGAGUUUCAUGGUUACGCAUUAAGUUUGUUACUUUAUGUUAAAUUAAUAACAAUUUUUGCUUAAAUUAGCCAACAAGUGCUUGUAACGUUUGCAUCAUGAAAAUAAUUUUUAGCUAAAUUA